CCAACUCUGCUAUGUGGUUCCGCUCGCCUGCGGUGAUAUCCCCUUCCCGCUACGUAGAUCCCUGAGAAGUAUAUGCCGCGUCGACAGUCGGUGCUAUAAUUUCCGGAGCAAAUAGGAGUUGUCCUCUUUUACGACUACACACGCACACACAAGCAGGUGUAUAUACUCAUUAUAUUCACUUUAGUUCCAAGUAUAUAUCCUCUUCUACUCUACCAGUUUCUAUUUUUCAAGUCAAUUGGAAAUCUAUAGCUUAUCAAAAUGGCAACCAACAUCACCUGGCACCCAUCCCUCUCGCGCUCAGAGCGCAACAAGUUCCGCGGCCAACGCGGCCUGACCAUCUGGUUUACGGGCCUGUCGGCUUCGGGCAAGUCGACCGUCGCCACGGCGCUCGAGCAGCACCUGCUGCACCUGGGCCUGUCGGCGUACCGGCUGGAUGGCGACAAUGUGCGGUUCGGGCUGAAUAAGGACCUGGGGUUUUCGGAGAAGGACCGAAACGAGAAUAUUCGUCGCAUUGCUGAGGUAGCCAAGCUGUUCGCGGACUCCUCCACGAUUGCCCUAACCUCCUUCAUCUCGCCCUACCGAGCGGACCGGCAAACGGCUCGCGAACUGCAUGCCUCUUCGGCCUCUGCAGAGGGCGACGAAGCCAUCCCCUUCAUCGAAGUCUACGUCGACGUGCCCAUUUCCGUGGCGGAGCAGCGCGACCCGAAGGGCCUGUACAAGAAGGCGCGUGCGGGCGAGAUCAAGGAGUUCACGGGCAUCAGUGCGCCAUACGAGGCGCCUGAGAAUCCCGAGAUCACUAUUAAGACGCAUGAGAAGAGCGUUGAGGAAUGCGUGGCGCAGAUUUUGGAGUGGUUGCAGGAGAAGGGGUAUGUUACGCUUAAGAAAUAGUCGUCGAUCAACGACAUUGUGAAUGUCAAAGGACAUGAAAAGAAAGGGAGCAUUGGGAAUGUAGAUAAAAGGUAACGGAGAACUGGUCGGAGACUAGGAGUCAAUGGACUGGUC
Molecule: messenger RNA, 1002 nt
Organism: Pseudomassariella vexata
Lineage: Eukaryota; Fungi; Ascomycota; Sordariomycetes; Amphisphaeriales; Pseudomassariaceae
Product: Adenylylsulfate kinase-domain-containing protein
Exons: 3
Coding region: 259-888 (209 amino acids)
Biological process (GO): sulfate assimilation
Molecular function (GO): ATP binding; adenylylsulfate kinase activity
Source: RefSeq, a predicted model, not a curated record